This is a messenger RNA of Lucilia cuprina (Australian sheep blowfly), 601 nucleotides long. Its product is annotated as NPC intracellular cholesterol transporter 2-like. Gene Ontology annotation, biological process: intracellular cholesterol transport. The transcript has 3 exons. NCBI's taxonomy places the organism in Eukaryota, Metazoa, Arthropoda, Insecta, Diptera, Calliphoridae. The record is from RefSeq and is a predicted model, not a curated record. Gene Ontology annotation, molecular function: sterol binding. The coding region runs from base 50 to 520 and encodes 156 amino acids.
UCCAAUAGAAAACAUUUCCAUUUACCAAAACAGAAAAAAAACUUUAAAAAUGUUCAAGUUUUCAGCUGUCAUUUUCGUCACAUUGUUGGCACUUUCUGCUGCUACCAAUGUUAAAAAAUGCAAAAAUGGUCAACCUUUUCCUUUAAGUGUUGAAGUGGAAGGAUGUUCACAACCACCUUGUGAUGUUAUCAAAGGCUCAACAGCUAUUAUGGAUGUACAUUUUGUGGGAACUAAGAACAACAUACGUUCUUUGACUGCCCAAGUCCGUGCUACCGCUUUGGGUAUUACCGUUCCAUAUGAAUUACCCGAGGAUGUAGCUGAUGUUUGUUCAAAUCUCUUAGAUGGCGCUACUUGUCCCAUUAGUGAGGAUGAAGAUGUUGUUUAUAAAUUUAAUUUCUAUGUUGACACUUACUAUCCUGAAAUUCCGGUCGCUGUUGAAGUUUCGUUGAAUGACGAAAAUGAUGAGUCUAUCGCUUGUUUCAUUUGUGAUAUUAAAGUCAAAAAGGGAUCUACUAAUUAAUCGAUCCUUAAAAAUUGAAUUGUUAUCUGGAUAAUUGUAACAUUUUUUAAUAAAAAGCUUUACUGUUGUUUAUAUAAAGGA